Molecule: messenger RNA, 600 nt
Organism: Trichoderma citrinoviride
Lineage: Eukaryota; Fungi; Ascomycota; Sordariomycetes; Hypocreales; Hypocreaceae
Exons: 5
Coding region: 1-600 (199 amino acids)
Source: RefSeq, a predicted model, not a curated record
AUGGCGCGGAAGAAGCGAGGCAUCUUGCCUCCAGAGAUCAUUGAUCUCAUGGUGGCCCCCGUCAAGGUUGGCACGUGGACUGGUGCUGCUGGUGUAAUGGCCGGUGUUGCUGGUGCUAUUGCAAGAGACACCAGCCCCGUGGCCAGUGGCGCCGUCACCGGAGUCCAAUGGUUUGCUCUGGGGGGAAGCUUCUGGUUCACCAGAUCUGUCACCGUCAGGGCAAUGGGAGGCGACGGGCAGUUGAGGCCUGUUGACAAAACGAUAGCCAGCACCAUCGGCGGGUCAGCUGCCGGCGCAGUGGCCGGGUUGAUACGCGGUCCUGGCAAGAUUCUACCUGCCAUGGUUAUGUGGGGAGUGCUGGGCGCAGGCGGGCAGAUGGUCGCCAACGGGCUGAGCAACAGGAAGCCCAAGGUCAAAGACGAGAACGAUAGCUGGUUUCGAUCGAAAUGGAGUCCGCUGAAGAAGCUCACAGACCAGGAGUACAUUGACAUGAUGGAGGAAAAGAUUCUCAGAGUCGACGCAGACAUUGCACUCAUUGACGACCGGAUUGCCGAACUGAAGGCUAUUGAGCAGAGGGCCAAGGACGAGGACAGGACAUGA